This is a messenger RNA of Drosophila eugracilis, 2137 nucleotides long. RefSeq lists its product as uncharacterized. The transcript has 5 exons. The coding region runs from base 13 to 1857 and encodes 614 amino acids. NCBI's taxonomy places the organism in Eukaryota, Metazoa, Arthropoda, Insecta, Diptera, Drosophilidae. The record is from RefSeq and is a predicted model, not a curated record.
GCGCAUGCGUGGAUGAUUAGUGAAGUGCGAGACAUCGCGGCAAUCGGACGUUGCAGACACCCGUGGAAGAGAUCGAAUCUUCAAGACCCAGACCCAGAUCCCACAAAACAUAUCCCAGAGAUUCAAUUGGACAACAAACAGCUAGCAAGAUACCAAAUGGCGCAGGGUCUGCCUUUAACUCUGUUCGGUGUCGUGCUCCUUGGUGCGACUGCCUCCUUCGCCUGGAAGCCCAUCGCAGUUAGCUCGAGCGGUAGCAGCGGAAUUGCCGGGAUCAGCGGCAGCACCGCCGCCUAUAGCCUUAAGCAGUCGCAUCCGGGCUCCGCGAGUAGUAGUCAUGAGAUGUCCACAAGUUUUUCUCAGUUCGGCAACGAAAAGGAAACCGCUGUCGAUGUCGAGGACGAUCUGCUCCUUGGACGGGCUGCGAUCGUAAAUGGCGUGGACUCCAGUGCCUCGGUGGCUCAUCCUAUUACCUUUGCUGAUCAUGUAGAGGAUCAAUACGAGUCGUAUAGCAUUGAGGAUGAGAUCCCCAAGGAGCCGCUGACCUUCGCACGGACUCCACUGUACAAGCCCGAUAGAUGUAGCGUUAAGAAGUUCGCUUUUAACCAGGACGGCGAGGUGGUGUAUGACAAUCCGAUGCCGGAACUGGACCAGUUUACGCUCUGCUUUUGGAUGCGAUUCACCAACCACAGCGGCGAUCACGUCCUCUUGACCUAUGAGGCUGGAAAGGAACCACGCGAGGUGCAAAUCUGGGUCGCAAAUGCGCAGAAUUCCAGUUUCCUUUCGAUGGCCAUAAAAGGUCAGCAAAUGUACAGAUUGAACUAUCCGCUGAAAAUGCGACAGUGGCAUCACAUGUGCAGCUCAUGGAAUGGCAAGACGGGCGAGUGGCAGGUCUGGCUAAAGGCAGAACGCAUUGGGCGUGGCUUCCACAACUCGUUAGUGGGUCAUAAAAUCCCAGCGAACGGCAAGCUACGUUCCGGCGGCUCUUCGGUGACCGGUCAGGUGAGCCACGGACUGCAUUUUGAGAUGACUUUGGUCCAGGUCUACCGGGUGGCCCUCAGUGCCGGUAAGGCCCAUCGCGACCACAAGCACCACCAUGCUCAUCAUUUUGAUCACGAAGGCUUGGAGGUCUCCAGCACCACCCGUGCCCCGCCCUCGAUCAAUCGUCCCCAGCCUAUGCACACGCUGCUAGCCAGUGGACAGAUCCCCACAAGGGUGCGCAUUAACUUGGCCAAUCCGCCACCGACGGCAAAUGGAGCACCAGCUCCAGGCGCUGCUCCUGCACCCACUGAUCCCGCCCAGCAGGCCAUCACCAUUAAUACAAACUUUGUGAACGGACAGAUCAAUGCAGGAUCGCGCCUGGUGGCCCAGCAGCUCCUGGGACUCUCGCCACCAAAUGGAUUGCCUCAGGCUCAAGUCCGGCCUGGCGGUGGCAACCGCUUCCAGAUGCUGAGCAAUUCAGCCAACGUGCAGUUCAUCGAUGAAACAGAAACCCAUAUUCAGUUCAAACGGGAAGCUGACCCCAAGAAGCUGAAGAAGCGCGGCCUGGUUUUGCUAGAUGAUGGAUCCGUGGUGGACGACGGAUCCGGAACGGAUUCCAGCUUGAUUUACAAUGGCCUUGCCGACUUUGGCGGCCAGCAGUUCAAGCAGGACCUAACACUCAAGAUGAGUUUGGAAGAAGAGAUCAGCACGCACGACCGCGAGCCCGCCGAGGAGGAGGUGAAGGCCGUGAUGGGCAUCUGCAGUAGCUGUCAAACGGAGCCCUUCCAGGGCGCCAUAGUGUUCGCGUGGAAGGAUGUCCGCGAGCACAUGAACAAUGCCCUCAAGGGCCUGAGUGUGGGCCAAUGCGGAAACUUCUAGUUAUGCCUUGGAGUAUGGAUGUCCGAGUGGACCCCAGCUUAAGCUUUCCCAAUUCUCACAAUUCUUUUCCCUUUUUUUUUUCUUUACACGAGUAAGUAUUUGAUUGGAGUGGGGAAUCUUAUGACCCACAUGUCCAUGUGGGAGUCAACGCUUUAGAGUGGCAGCCCAGUUGGGACCCCAACAAUCCUUGACUCGCUCAUGGACACCCAUCCCUACAUCCUUGACACCCACACCCUAGCAAUUACGCGGUGAUAUUGAAUAAAGGACUAUUUAAAUCAAA